Molecule: messenger RNA, 1200 nt
Organism: Microthlaspi erraticum
Lineage: Eukaryota; Viridiplantae; Streptophyta; Magnoliopsida; Brassicales; Brassicaceae
Source: the annotation of a GenBank genome assembly
AUGGAGGUUGUAUACGAUGAGGAAGUUCAAGAACCUCUUGAAGAGACUCUGGAUAUUGUCGCAGACACUGAACAAUGCUUAAUGGUUCGCCGUGUGUGCCUCGCUCCCCGCCAAAUUGAUGAAAACCCUCAACGACAUAACCUGUUUCACUCCAAGUGUACUAUUGCAGGCAAGGUUUACAAAUUUAUUAUCGACUACGGCAGUAGCAAAAACGUGGUUGCUGAAGAAGUCGUCAAUAAACUCAAACUAUCAAAAGAACCUCAUCCUUGUCCCUACAAACUAGCUUGGUUGGACCAGAAAACAGAAGUGAUGAUUUCUCGUCGUGCUCUUAUUUCUUUUUCUAUUGGAGGUACUUUCAAAGAUCAACUUCAUUGUUACGUAGCACCAAUGGACUGCUGCCACCUACUUUUGGGACGUACUUGGAUAUUUGAUCAUCGCGUCCAGCACGAUGGUUAUCUCAACACCUACAGCUUACGUUACAAUAAUCGUAAUCUCACACUUCAACCAUCUCUACCUGGGAAACAGAGCACGCCAUCAGCACCUGUCUUAAUUCUCCAGCGAAAACCUUUUGAGCAUGCCCUUCGUGAAGAGGGACGAGUUCUGAUUUUAAUCAACUCCUCCUCCGAGACCAUUGUUCCUUCAAUUCCAGAUAACUUUAAGGGUCUUUUGGACGAGUUUCAGGAUGCCUUCCCCAACGAGCUUCCGUCCGGCCUUCCUCCUCACAGAGAUAUUCAACACCGCAUUGAUCUAGUACCAGAUGCUAUACUUCCUAAUCGAGCUCAUUACCGCAUGAGUCCUAGCGAGCAUGAAGAGCUUCGAAGACAAGUUGAGGAUCUUGUGGUAAAAGGAUACUUACGUGAAAGUCUGAGUCCAUGUGCAGUCCCUGCAUUGCUUAUACCUAAGAAAGAUGGAUCAUGGAGAAUGUGUGUCGAUAGCUAUAGCCGCGCAAUAAACAAAAUUACAGUGCGCUAUAGAUUUCCCAUAGCUCGUCUCGACGAUCUUUUGGAUCAAAUUGGUGCUGCAACGAUUUUCUCUAAACUGGAUCUUCGCAGUGGAUACCAUCAUAUACGAAUUCGCCCCGGUGAUGAGUGGAAAACUGCGUUUAAAACUCGAGAAGGUCAUUUUGAAUGGCUUGUCAUGCCUUUCGGAUUAUCCAACGCACCAAGCACCUUUACGCGCGUCAUGAAUCACUCUUUGUGA